AGCAGCAGCAGGGGGAGGGGCCGGGGUCUGCCUCGGUCCCUGGUGGCAGAGAGGGACCGGUCACAGCCUAAACCGGUGGAGGUGGUCACGCCUAGGGCGAAGCCUGAAGGCGUGAUGAGCAUCAUGCCCAUGCAGACCAUCUCCAUGACCAACGAGAACCAGGAGCUACUGAAGGAGCUGCUGAAGGAGCUGCAGCUGCAGGACCUUGAAGAGAAUUAUGAUGAAUCAGGCUCGGACUAUUAUGAAGAGGAGGAAGACGAGGAGGAGGAAGAAGGAGAGGAGGAGGAGGAGUACGAUGAGCUGGACCACCGUGAGGACGGCCAGUUCUGGAGGACUCACGACCAGCCCGUGGAGAAGGCCGAGCGGCCGGUCGGCCCGGUGGAGGUCGAGAUCGAGUCGGAUGAGGAGCGACCCUCCCCGGAGCCCGUCGUCUCUCCGUUCGCCGUCGGUAAACUCUGCAGGUACGGCUUCGACCGCGAGCGCAGCCGUCUGGCGCUGGAGGCCAACGGCGGGGAGUUCGGCGCCACGCUGGAGCGCCUCCUCAACCAGGUGUUCGUCGAGCGCUUCGGCAUGAAGGCGGUGUCCCCCGAAGGCCUGCAGGGGGCGCCCAUGGACGAGUGCCUGAGCCAGCGGGAGGAGGAGGCGCUGGCCCUGGCCGCCAUCUACGGCGAGCGCUUCGAGGAGCGCAUCGCCAACUCGGUGUGGACGGUGAGCCUGGACCUGGAGUUCCUCGCCGACAGCCUCCACAGGAACAACAACGGCAACAACCUCGACAACGGCGGCGGCGGCAGGAGCUACGGACGCCGCCACGGCGCCCCCGCGCCGAUCCUUCUGCGCGACGUCUGCCGCUUCUUCCUGCGGGGCCAGGCCUGCCGCUUCGGCGACAAGUGCAAGUUCAAGCACCAGAUGCCCACCAAGGGCCUGCGGUCCGGCGGGGGGUCCCCGGACCCCACGGGGCCCAGCCAGGCGGGCUUCAGCAGCUACGCCCCCCCCGAGUACGAGCUGAUGGUCCGCUUCCCCAAGGGCAACCGCUACCCCUUCCAGCCGCCGGUGGUGGCCUUCAGCACCAACGACGAGGCGGUGAGCGGCGCGGGCCGGCUGGCCGCCACCGAGCGGCUCUUCGCCGAGGCGGCGGCGGCGGCCAAGUGCGGCGAGCCGGUGGUGUACACGCUGAUCACCUGUCUGGAGGACGAGGGCGUACUGGUGGAGCUGCUGUCCGCCGCGCACCACAAGUACAGCUCCCCGCCGCCCGUCCUCACCCCGGUGCUGCCCCCCGCCCCCCCGCCCGUCACCUACUCCGCCUCCUCCUCGCUGAUACCCUCCGCCGGGGGGAAGGGCAAGGGCGUGGCCCGGGGCAACGCGCCCGCCCCGGAGGGCAGGGUCAACGGCGCCGUGAGUGGCGGGAACCAGACCGCCAAGCCCGCUCCGGCCAACAACCACAACGCCACGACGCAGCAGCGACCCGCGCAGACGUGGAGAGAAGCCAAAGACCGAGAUGACGUGGAGGUGGAGGAAGAGGAGGGGGACGAGGAGGAGGAGGACGAAGGCGGGGCGGUGAAUGUGGAGACGGAGAGCUACGUCCACCUGAGGAAGCAGAUGGUGCGGAAGCACGAGUACAAGAUGGACAACGUGCUGCAGGAGAACGGCAAGCUGUGCAGGGACUUCCGCAGGAAGCCGUCUUCCAGGCGCUAUGACGCCAUGCUGCAGCAGAGGCAGAAGCUCCCAGCCUGGAAGGAGAGGGACCACAUCCUGAACCUGCUGGACGACUGUCAGGUGCUGGUAGUCAGCGGCAUGACCGGCUGCGGUAAGACCACGCAGAUCCCCCAGUUCAUCCUGGACGACACGCUGGCAGGGCCGGCGGACCGCGUGGCCAACAUCAUCUGCACCCAGCCCAGGCGCAUCUCGGCCAUCUCGGUGGCCCAGCGCGUGGCCGAGGAGAGGGCCGAGCGCCUGGGCGCCACCGUGGGCUACCAGAUCCGCCUGGAGACCGUCCGGUCCUCGGCCACGCGGCUGCUGUACUGCACCACGGGGGUCUUGCUGCGGAGGCUGGAGGGAGAGGCGGACCUCCCGGGCGUCACGCACAUCAUCGUGGAUGAGGUGCACGAGCGCACAGAGGAGAGUGACUUCCUGCUGCUGGUGCUCAAGGACCUGAUGGUGAACCGGCCCGACAUGAAGAUCAUCCUGAUGAGCGCCACGCUCAACGCCAACCUCUUCUCCGAGUACUUCUACAACUGCAACACCAUCCACAUACCUGGCCGCACCUUCCCCGUGGACCAGUUUUUCCUCGAAGACGCCAUCGCCAAAACCCGCUACGUGAUCGAGGACGGUAGCCCGUACAUGCGCUCAGGGAAACAGGGGUCUGGGGGACGAGGAGGAGGAGGGAAGGGAGGGUCGAAGGGCGUGGUGGACGACCAAGGAGACGACCAGUGGAGCUUCUCCUCGCUCUGCAAGAAGGACUUCGUCAAAGACUCCAUCCCCGACCAGCAGCUGGGCCUGGCAGAGCUGACUAUCCGGUUCAAAGAUGUGAGCAAGCCGGUGCUGAAGACCAUCGCUGCCAUGGAUCUGGACAAGAUCAACAUGGACCUGGUGGAGAGCCUGCUGGAGUGGAUCGUAGACGGGCCCCACGACUAUCCCCCCGGUGCUGUCCUGGUGUUCAUGCCGGGCCUGGCUGAGAUCAAGAUGCUGUAUGAGCAGCUGCAGUCCAACCGGAUGUUCAACAACAGGAACAAAUCCAGGUGCGUGGUAUACCCGCUCCACUCGUCCCUCUCCAACGAGGAGCAGCAGGCCGUGUUCAACCGGCCGCCGAAGGACGUCACCAAGAUCAUCAUCUCCACCAACAUCGCCGAGACCUCGGUCACCAUCGACGACGUGGUCUACGUCAUCGACUCCGGCAAGAUGAAGGAGAAACGGUACGACGCGUCCAAGAGCAUGGAGAGCCUGGAGGACUCGUGGGUGUCGCGGGCCAACGCGCUGCAGCGGCGGGGGCGGGCGGGCCGCGUGGCCUCGGGGAUCUGCUUCCACCUCUUCACCAGCCACUGCUUCGAGCACCAGCUGUCAGAGCAGCAGCUGCCCGAGAUCCAGAGGGUCCCGCUGGAGCAGCUCUGCCUCAGGAUCAAGAUCCUUGACCUGUUCGCCGACCGCACCCUGGCCUCGGUCUUCUCCCGCCUCAUCGAGCCCCCGGAGCCGGCCAGUGUGGAGGCGGCGGAGCAGCGUCUGCAGGACCUGGGCGCGCUGACGCCCAGCGAGAUGCUGACGCCCCUGGGCUACCACCUGGCCUGCCUGCCCGUCGACGUGCGCAUCGGCAAGCUCAUGCUGUUCGGCGCCAUCUUCCGCUGCCUGGACCCCGCCCUCACCAUCGCCGCCAGCCUGGCAUUCAAGUCCCCCUUCGUGUCUCCGUGGGACAAGAGAGAGGAGGCCAACGAGAAGAAGCUGAACUUCGCUCUGGCCAACAGUGACCACUUGGCCCUGCUACAGGCCUACAAGGGUUGGUGCAACGCCGCCAAGAACGGGAACCAGGCCGGCUUCCGCUACUGCCGGGAGAACUUCCUGUCUGGACGCGGCCUACAGGAGAUUGCCAGCCUGAAGAGGCAGUUCACGGAGCUGCUGUCCGACAUCGGCUUCGUGCGGGAGGGGCUGAGGGCGAGGGUCAUAGAGAGGGCCAGCUCCAUGGGCAUGGACGGGGUCCUGGAGGCCACGGGGUCGGAGGCCAACCUGAACUCUGACAACAUCCGCCUGAUGUCGGCCAUGCUGUGUGCAGCGCUCUAUCCCAACGUGGUGCAGGUGCGCUCCCCCCAGGGGAAGUACAAGCAGACCAGCAAAGGGGCGGUCAUGCUGCAGCCCAAAGCGGACGAGCUCCGAUUCGUGACCAAGAACGACGGCUGUGUCAACGUGCACCCGUCCUCCGUCAACUACCCGGUGCGGUACUACGACAGCCCGUACCUGGUGUACCACGAGAAGGUGAAGACGAGCCGCGUGUUCAUCCGGGACUGCAGCAUGGUGUCGGUGUACCCCCUGGUGCUGUUUGGCGGGGGGCAGAUCACCGUGGAGCUCCACAAGGGGGAGUUCCUCAUCUCCCUGGACGACGGGUGGAUCCGCUUCGUCGCCGCCUCUCACCAGGUGGCUGAGCUGGUGAAGGAGCUGCGUAGCGAGCUAGACCAGCUGCUGGAGGACAAGAUCCGUAGCCCCAGCAUGGACCUGUGCACCUGCCGGCGCGGCUCCCGCAUCAUCCACAUGAUCGUGCAGCUCAUCUCCACGCAGUAGAGCCAUCCCUCCGUUCACACUCCG
Messenger RNA from Gadus chalcogrammus (walleye pollock), 4284 nucleotides. RefSeq names its product DEAH (Asp-Glu-Ala-Asp/His) box polypeptide 57 (gene dhx57). The coding region runs from base 115 to 4260 and encodes 1381 amino acids. Gene Ontology annotation, molecular function: ATP binding; RNA binding; protein binding. Gene Ontology annotation, cellular component: intracellular anatomical structure. The transcript is spliced from 22 exons. NCBI's taxonomy places the organism in Eukaryota, Metazoa, Chordata, Actinopteri, Gadiformes, Gadidae. The record is from RefSeq and is a predicted model, not a curated record.